CACUGUAGCCGCGUUGCUGACACACUGGAGGCACCGGUGUAUAUAAAGAGCCUCGCCUCAUGACCAAGAGACACAAGUACCCAUCUCAUCUUCGUCUCAAUCUCUUUGGUGGAGUACACCUAUCAAGUGUGACAUAUUAUGUAUACGUUUAAGACACUAUUACUGGUCGCAAUAUGCGCAACCACGACAUGGGGAGCCCCGCAGAGGAGUAGUGGUGGUGGUGGUGGUGCAGAUAAAGAUGCAGUAAUAACGUCGCAGCAGCUCGAAGUUAAUUUCGACGGAAAUUACGUAAACAACUUUGAGACGAGCAACGGCAUCAGCCACCAGGAGUCGGGUGCCCCGAAGCAGAUUGAGGGUGAGACAGCCGUAGUAUCUCAGGGUGCAGAGGCUUGGGUGGCUCCAGAUGGUCAGCAGAUCAGUUUGACGUGGACAGCAGAUGAGAAUGGCUUCCAAGCGCAGGGUUCCCACCUGCCAACACCACCACCAAUUCCAGCGGCGAUCCAGCAGGCCCUCGAGUACAACGCAGCUCACCCCGAGGAAGACGGUGGCGAUCAGCCCAACAGACCACCCGGAAGAGGUUAAUCAGCUCCAGUGACAUCCAGACAUUGAAUACCAAUCGAUCGCGUUAACCAAAAGAACAAGCCGGCCUGUGUUAUACGGAUAAAAUCGACCUGACCCGCACGUGAAAAUCCAACGAUUUUGUUAAACGAAUAAAAAAAAGAAAAGGAUAAAUAUCGCAAUCAAGCGACAGAUUUUUUUUUUAUAUGAAAAAGGUGAAUCUUAGAGAUUUGUCAAAGGCCAGUUGAUUUGGCCGAUGACGAGCCGGUUUCAGCGAGGAGAGGGAAAACUUCUCCUCGUGGAAAUCAGCGGUAAUUGCACAAUAUGUCGCUUUGUGAUUUCUCAUAUUUUAAUAUAUUACCUGAUAUACAUACAUAACAUAUUUUUGUGUAAAUAAAGAAUCUGAAUGUGAA
Messenger RNA from Diachasmimorpha longicaudata, 971 nucleotides. Its product is annotated as endocuticle structural glycoprotein SgAbd-3-like. The coding region runs from base 139 to 582 and encodes 147 amino acids. Gene Ontology annotation, cellular component: chitin-based extracellular matrix. The record is from RefSeq and is a predicted model, not a curated record. The transcript is spliced from 4 exons. NCBI's taxonomy places the organism in Eukaryota, Metazoa, Arthropoda, Insecta, Hymenoptera, Braconidae. Gene Ontology annotation, molecular function: structural constituent of chitin-based larval cuticle.